This is a messenger RNA of Stylonychia lemnae, 450 nucleotides long. The record is from the annotation of a GenBank genome assembly. Lineage: Eukaryota; Ciliophora; Spirotrichea; Sporadotrichida; Oxytrichidae.
AUGAAAUUAAGAGCAGUAGCUAAUUAAAGUAAACCAAUAAAGCUUGCUCCUAAUUAGAAUAUAUCAUAAAUUGAGGAAACAAUCACGAAAGUAGAGUAGGAAAUAAAAACUGAAUAAAGCAAGGAAGUUAUUAAAAAUACAGAAGUUAGGGAAACUUUAGAGGCUUAUCAAACUACCUCAGAACAGUUUUUGCCAGAUAUAUAUCUAAAAUUUGGUUAGAGCAAAAAUAGCUUGAUAUAAAGUAGACCACUUAAGCCUUACAAUAGAAACGAAAUUUAAAGUGAUACCAAUCUGGUUUUAAGUAAUUUUAGGUUUUAAGAUUUGAUGCUUAAUGAAAUUGAUGAAGAUCUAAGUUGCUAAAGUCUAUAGAGAGGUUAGUUAAAAAGAAAAAAGAAGUUGGCUAUACCAGAGAAAAUUUUGAGAAUAAAUACAGAAUAAUAUAAGUUCUGA